This is a messenger RNA of Arabidopsis lyrata subsp. lyrata, 5997 nucleotides long. RefSeq names its product myosin-10. Gene Ontology annotation, biological process: vesicle transport along actin filament; actin filament organization. Lineage: Eukaryota; Viridiplantae; Streptophyta; Magnoliopsida; Brassicales; Brassicaceae. Gene Ontology annotation, molecular function: actin filament binding; microfilament motor activity; ATP binding. Bases 503 to 5737 code for a protein of 1744 amino acids. The transcript is spliced from 42 exons. The record is from RefSeq and is a predicted model, not a curated record. Gene Ontology annotation, cellular component: vesicle; cytoplasm; actin cytoskeleton.
GUAGUUUAGGUAUCACAAAGUUAAAUGUCUGACUCUGACGUGACGUGACACGCCUACGUGGAUUCUCUGCUCUCUUCCUUUGUCCAGAAACCAGGGAGAGAGAGAUGAAGCAUCAAACAAGGGAAAAAAAACGAAAACCAGAAGAGAAAAUUCCGAGGGAAAACGCGAAAAAAUUCUUACGUUCUGCGAGAAUCUCCAGCUUUCCUGGGAAAUAUUGAAAAGGGAAAAGCCGGAAGGGUUUAAGGUCUCUGUUAUCGUCGGAGAAAUUAGAAAUUUCGUCCGCAAAACGUGAAUGUAGCCUUAAUUUAACGUCGAUCAGAGAUUUUGAAGCUAGUAUAGAGAGAAGCGUUGGUGAACUAUUUUUGUCUGAUUUAGCGUUUGGAUCCAUGGUGUGGAAACACCAUCUGAUUGGGUUCUCAGGGAUUUUUUAUAAUGUUUCUCCCGUUGGAAAUCUUCAUUCGGGAUUGUUUCUAGGAAAAUCAGACCAGAUUUGGCCGUGAUUAUGGCUGCUACCAUAAAGGUAACUGUGGGGUCGCAUGUCUGGGUGGAAGAUUCAGAUGAAGCCUGGCUAGAUGGAGAAGUUGUGGAAGCUAACGGUCAAGAGAUCAAAGUUAAUUGCCAAACCAAGACGGUUGUGGCAAAGGUUAAUGCUGUCCACCCCAAGGAUCCUGAGUUUCCUGAACUUGGUGUGGACGACAUGACAAAGCUUGCCUAUUUGCAUGAACCAGGGGUUCUUCUCAAUCUAAAAGCCAGAUACAAUGCAAAUGAAAUAUAUACAUACACAGGGAAUAUACUGAUAGCUGUGAAUCCCUUUAAAAGAUUACCCCACCUAUAUGGAAAUGAGAUAAUGGAGCAAUAUAAGGGCACAGAUUUUGGCGAGUUAAGCCCACAUCCUUUUGCAGUUGCUGAUUCUGCAUACAGAAAAAUGAUCAACGAGGGAGUAAGCCAGGCGAUCUUGGUGAGUGGAGAAAGUGGUGCUGGGAAGACAGAGAGCACAAAGAUGCUCAUGCAAUAUCUUGCAUACAUGGGUGGAAAAGCUGAGAGUGAAGGACGAUCUGUCGAACAGCAAGUUUUGGAGUCAAAUCCAGUUCUAGAAGCUUUUGGUAAUGCAAAAACCGUCAGAAACAAUAAUUCAAGUCGUUUUGGUAAAUUUGUGGAGAUUCAGUUCAAUCAUAUGGGAAGAAUCUCAGGAGCUGCUAUUAGAACAUAUUUGCUGGAGAGGUCACGAGUUUGUCAAGUUUCUGAUCCUGAAAGAAACUAUCAUUGCUUUUACAUGCUUUGCGCUGCGCCAGAACAGGAAACUGAGCGGUAUAAGUUAGGGAAACCAAGCACAUUUCACUACUUAAAUCAAUCGAAUUGCCAUGCAUUGGAUGCACUUGAUGAUUCCAAAGAAUACCUAGCUACGAGGAAAGCUAUGGACGUUGUUGGGAUUAGUCCUGAAGAACAGGAUGCAAUCUUUCGGGUAGUUGCUGCUAUCCUUCAUCUAGGAAACAUCGAGUUUGGAAAGAGCGAAGAAUCAGAUGCUGCAGAACCUAAGGACGAUAAAUCCCGGUUCCAUCUAAAAGUGGCUGCAGAACUCUUCAUGUGUGAUGAGAAAGCUCUAGAGAACUCCUUGUGCAAUAGGGUGAUGGUGACUCGUGGUGAAAGCAUUACAAAGCCUCUUGAUCCCGGUAGUGCAGCACUAAGCAGAGAUGCUCUUGCCAAGAUUGUCUAUUCUAAAUUGUUUGAUUGGCUUGUGACUAAGAUCAAUAAUUCCAUUGGCCAAGACCCAAGUUCUAAGUACAUAAUUGGAGUCCUGGAUAUUUAUGGAUUCGAGAGUUUCAAGACAAACAGUUUUGAACAGUUUUGUAUAAACCUGACAAACGAGAAGCUGCAGCAGCAUUUCAAUCAGCAUGUGUUUAAGAUGGAGCAAGAAGAAUAUACUAAAGAAGAGAUUGAUUGGAGUUACAUAGAGUUCAUUGAUAAUCAAGAUGUCCUUGACCUUAUAGAAAAGAAACCUGGUGGAAUCAUUGCUCUUCUCGAUGAGGCUUGUAUGUUCCCAAGAUCAACACAUGAUACACUGGCAGAAAAGCUAUACCAGACAUUUGGUAGCCACAAGCGUUUUACCAAGCCGAAAUUGGCUCGUACAGACUUUACCAUCUGCCAUUAUGCUGGUGAUGUCACUUAUCAGACUGAACUGUUUUUAGACAAGAACAAAGAUUAUGUUGUUGGAGAACAUCAAUCUCUCAUGAACUCUUCAGAUUGUUCCUUUGUCUCAUCGUUGUUCCCAAAAUCGCGAGAGGAGUCUUCCAAAUCAUCAAAGUUCUCAUCAAUAGGCUCUCAAUUCAAGCAACAACUACAAUCUCUGCUCGAGACGUUGAACACCACAGAGCCACACUACAUACGUUGUGUUAAGCCAAAUAACGUUCUUAAGCCAGAAAUAUUUGAGAACGUUAAUGUUCUGCAUCAACUUAGGUGUGGGGGGGUCAUGGAAGCCAUUAGGAUUAGUUGUGCUGGAUAUCCCACUAGAAAGCCUUUCAAUGAAUUUUUAACCAGGUUCCGAAUUUUGGCCCCAGAGGCAACGGAGAGAAGCUUUGAUGAAGUUGAUGCUUGCAAAAAGCUUCUAGCAAGAGUGGACCUUAAAGGUUUUCAGAUAGGGAAGACAAAGGUGUUUCUUAGGGCAGGUCAGAUGGCAGAACUGGAUGCUCACCGAGCGGAAGUUCUUGGGCAUUCAGCAAGGAUUAUACAGAGGAAAGUCCUUACGUAUCAGUCUCGCAAAAAAUAUCUGCUGUUGCAGUCUGCUUCAACUGAAAUCCAAGCCUUUUGUAGAGGACAUAUUGCACGCGUUCAAUUUAAGGCCACGAGAAGAGAAGCUGCUUCUGUGAGAAUUCAGAAGCAGGCACGGACAUAUAUAUGUCAGACAGCCUUUAAAAAGUUGUGUGUUUCAGCUAUUUCUAUUCAGACUGGGUUGCGUGCAAUGGCUGCUCGAGUUGAAGUUCAAUACAGGACGAAGAGAAAAGCGGCAAUCAUUAUUCAAAGUCAAAUCAGAAGAUGUUUGUGUCGACUGCGGUAUUUGAGAACGAGAAAAGCAGCUAUUACCACUCAAUGUGGCUGGAGAGCGAAAGUUGCACACCGAGAAUUGCGGAAGCUUAAAAUGGCUGCUAAGGAAACAGGAGCCCUUCAAGACGCUAAAACUAAGCUAGAAAAGGAAGUGGAAGAACUCAUUUCAUGCUUAGAGCUUGAGAAAGAAAUGAGGAUGGAGCUUGAGGAAGCCAAAACUCAAGAAGUCGAAGAGUUGCGGUCAGCUUUAAAUGAUAUGAAACUUCAGCUAGGGGAAACUCAAGUAACCAAAAGUGAGGAGAUUUUAAAGUUGCAGUCUGCUUUACAAGACAUGCAACUAGAAUUUGAAGAACUUGCUAAGGAGUUGGAGAUGACAAAUGAUCUUGCUGCAGAAAAUGAACAGCUCAAGGAUUUGGUGAGCUCAUUGCAAAGGAAAAUUGAUGAAUCCGAGACUAAAUAUGAAGAAACAGGUAAGCUAAGUGAAGAGUGGGUAAAACAGGAGGUUCCUGCAAUUGAUCAAGGUGUAAUUAUCAAACUUGAAGCUGAAAAUCAAAAAUUGAAGGCAUUGGUCACUACAUUGGAGAAGAAAAUAGACGCAUUAGACGGAAAGCAUUACGUAACAAGCUCAAACAUCUCAGAUCAGUUGAAAGAGAGUGCUACAUCUGAUUAUGAGAUGUUGAGUAAUCUUGCAGCAGAGAAUGAACGUCUCAAGGCACUUGUGAGUUCAUUAGAGAAUGAAAAUAAUGAAAACGAUGGGAAUGAAUCAUCAAACGAGCAAAAGGAAGGACCACACAUGCUCGAAGAAGAGAGAUUAGCAGAAGAGUUUUUGAUUGAUGAUGAAAUGACCAACAAGCUUGCUGCCGAAAACAAAGAUUUAUACGAUCUGGUAGAUUUGUUGGAAAAGAAAAUAGAUGAAACAGAGAAGAAGUAUGAGGAAGCAAGUAGACUUUGUGAAGAGAGGCUUAAGCAGGUUUUAGACACAGAGACAAAACUAAUCGAGUUAAAAACAUCCAUGCAAAGGCUCGAGGAAAAGGUCUCUGACAUGGAAACAGAAGACAAAAUUCUUAGGAAGCAAGUGCUAUCUAAUUCAGCUUCCCGGAAAAUGUCACCUCAGAUGUCAUUUACAAGACCACCGCCAGUGGAGAACGGACGUCAUGAAUCAUUUGCUCCUAUACCAUCAAGAAGGUUUGGGACAAUGUCUUUUAGGCGAUCUCAGAUUGAACAACAACCCCAUGAAUUUGUUGACGUCCUUCUCAAAUGUGUUUCGAAAAAUGUCGGUUUCAGCCACGGAAAGCCUGUUGCAGCAUUUACUAUUUACAAAUGUCUCAUACACUGGAAAUUAUUCGAAGCAGAGAAAACCAGUGUCUUUGACCGUAUUGUUCCUGUUUUUGGUUCUGCUAUAGAGAACCCAGAAGAUGAUAACAAUUUGGCUUAUUGGCUAACAAACACAUCUACACUGCUGUUCUUGCUUCAAAGAAGCUUGAAAUCUCAUAGUACAACCGGUGCAAGUCCGAAGAAACCUCCUCAGCCAACUUCUUUUUUUGGGAGGAUGACACAGGGUUUCCGUUCAACUUCCUCGGCCAGCCUUUCAGGUGAUGUAGUGCAACAAGUAGAUGCUCGAUAUCCUGCUUUACUUUUCAAGCAGCAGCUUACAGCCUACAUUGAAACUAUAUAUGGAAUAUUUCAAGAGAAUGUGAAGAGAGAACUCGCCCCAGUGCUUUCGUCCUGCAUUCAGGGACUGAAAGAAUCAUCACAUGAGUCCUCUGCAGAGACUUUAUCAGCUGAGUUAUCUGAACAGAAUUCACCAGAAAAUCCAUCUGAAGAGAAUCCACCGGCAAAGCUGUCUGAACAGAAUUCAUCAGCAAAGCCAUCUGAAGAUAAUUCACCAGCAAAGCUGUCUGAAGAUAAGUCACCAGCAAAGCCAUCUGAAGAUAAUUCACCAGCAAAGCCAUCUGAAGAGAACUCACGGGCUAAGCUAUCCGAAGAGAAUCCACAGGAAAAGCUUUCCGAAGUGAAUCCACAGGCAAAGCCAUCCACAGAGAAUUCACUGGCAAAACCAUCUGAAGAGAAUUCACCCACGAAAACUUGGCAAGACGUCAUAGAUCUUUUAAAUCGGCUUCUCAGCACAUUGAAGAAAAAUUACGUUCCUCUGUUUCUUGCUCAGAAGAUUUUCAGCCAAACAUUCCAAGACGUCAACGUUCAACUCUUUAACAGCCUUCUGCAACGUGAAUGCUGCACAUUCAUCAUGGGCAAGAAGAUGAAUGUCUGGCUAAAUGAACUAGAGUCUUGGUGUAGCCAGGCAACUGAAGAGUUUGUAGGAUCUUCAUGGGAUGAACUCAAACACACAAGACAAGCCUUAGUGCUCUUGGUUACAGAACAGAAGUCCACAAUUACAUAUGAUGAUCUUACGACUAACCUCUGCCCGGCUCUUAGUACUCAGCAAUUGUAUAGAAUAUGUAUCCUCUGCAAAAUUGAUGAUCACGAGGAUCAGAAUGUAUCUCCAGACGUGAUUUCCAACUUGAAACUUCUAAUUACAGAUGAAGACGAAGACAGUCGUUCGUUCUUGUUAGACAAUGAUUCCAGCAUCCCCUUUGCAGCCGAUGAAAUCUCCAACUCUAUGCAAGAAAAAGACUUUACCAAUGUAAAACCAGCUGUGGAACUCGCUGAUAAUCCGAAUUUCCACUUUCUGAAGGACUGAGAUUGUACAGUAAUCCCUUGCACAGUUUUACGAUUUGUAGUAUCUUGAUCGAUUUCGUCGUCUAGGCUUUAAUAGGGCAUGUUUUGAUUUGAUUCGUAUACGUUAAUUAUCUUCAGGGUGGUGGUAAUGUUAAAGCCAGCCACUAUCUUACUUGUAAGGCAAGAAACUUCUCUAUGUAGAACAAAGAUUAGAAAUCAGUUUUGUAACUUUAGUCCCUUAUUGGGUCAGAGAUUCAUAAUUGGCCUUGCGAUAUUGUUCAA